CCUCCUCCACCACGCCAAACGAAAGGACCCAACUGCCAGUCAUCAACAACUACCCAUAAACUGCUACUGAACUGCUAUGUUGUUCGGAAUCCACUCUUGCUUCACCAUCCUUGCAUCCAUAGCCCCCCAAUCUAGUCGCGGACUAGCAAUCUUGUUACUCUGAACUACUAUGAAAUGUUAAAUGCUGCCAUCGAGGCCCACGACCGCCAGCCAGUCUGAAGCAUCCCGGCAUCCCAGUAUCCCAAGCAUCCACCCCUGGUCCUUGUCCUACUGCUGGCAGUAAACCGUAUGCGUCCAAACACCCUGCCCUACCACCUCACCUCAUCUCAAACUCCUUUGGUCGAUUUGUACACUGGCACUGGCGAGACCGGCGAUCCUGCGUUCUCAUAUUGCUCAUUGCUCGCACCGGCCGCGAGGCAAUUCAGCCAUUCCAUCUCGGAUCUCGAAGCAUUCGCAGACCAGACCAGGCGCCCUACAUAGACCCAGCCUAUACCUCCUCCUGGCGCACGCGAUAAGGCGCAGCACUCCCGCCCUUCAAGUUCGACUUGAAGCAUCCCCAGGUCGCCCUGAGUCAAUCUCGCUCUUCGACCCUUUGCGCCGUUCUUAGAUGCGCGCUGUCUGAAUUGACACUGUACCGUCCGACCAUACAAAGGCCUCAUGUCGUUGAUUUGACCCCGUUCUCUCUCGAACCUGCAGCCUGAGACGCCGUCUCCGCCGCAAAUGUUUCGCAAUCGGCGGACUUCUCACAAACCCGAUGAAGCGUUGUACGCGGCCUUCAAGGAGUCUUUUCCCGAAGUCGGGCCUGGAUCGACAUCCUCAGCCGCCCCAGGGGACGAUGAGCCUGCUCGCAGAUCAUCUGUGCUAAGCGAGGCUAUUGUGGAUGAGCCCACGACGGCUCAACGCGCAUUCGACAGCCAGCCGGCGGAGGUCAAAGAACAACAGGAUGCGACCCCCAAACCAUUCAACGACUCUUGGAGAUUUACUCCUUCACUCAUGGAUCCCAACUCUUUUGCCUUUUCCGCUUUCGCGAACCAGCCUCCUGGCUAUUUGUACACGCCGACCCCAGGAGGUUUUGGCACUCUAUACCAUCCUCAGGCGGGCGACCUCCACACUCCCGGAAUGGGCAUGAACACACCCUUGUCACUACCACAUUCAGUCCAUGGGCUGCACGCGCACGAUCCAUUAGUGAACCUCCAACAUUUCAACCCGCAUAUGCUACACCAACCGCAUCCCUUCCAAGAUGCCUUCCAAGCCUCGCAGCCCCAGAUCCCUCUGGUUCCGCAGCAGCCGCAGACGUUCGCGCCGCAGCAGUUUCUUCAGCACCAGGAUUCGGGCUAUGUCGCGAUGGACGACAGUCCGCACAAGACGACCCCCAAUCAGGCCGACCUAGGACAUGAACAGGCUACAGUCAACCAGGCCAUUGCACAGCUGAUGUCCGGAUCGGUUGGUGUCGCAGAACUACCUCCUGGGGAAAAGUUGAGAUUUCAUACCACCCUGAAUGCGCCAACGGCGAUGGUUAGGCAUGCCGACGAAAUUCCCAUCACCUAUCUCAACAAGGGACAGGCUUACACUAUGUCAAUUUGGGACACAGCCCCUCCACUGCCGCAUGACGGCGUUCUUCAGUACCGCACUUACGUCCGUGUCUCCUUCGAGGAUGAGCAACAGCGCGCCCGACCCGGAGCAUGCUGGCAACUUUGGAAAGAGGGACGCGGCUCGAACGAGGCCCAUCAGCGAGGUGGAAAACUCCUAGCUGUGGAAUACGUUGACCCCAACCAAGGGGGAGACGACGAAAUGCGCAAGCCUCUCGUGCAGCUGGAGAAAGCUUCUUUUGACGGGUUUGCCGUGACCUGGGUCCCUAAUUCUGUCAACGGAGGACCUCAUUGCUCGAUCUCUAUUCGCUUCAACUUUUUGUCUACCGAUUUUAGUCACUCCAAGGGUGUCAAAGGGAUCCCCGUCCGACUAUGCGCCAAAACUGUACUUGUUACGCCACAGUCUGGCACCAGCAAUGAGCCUGAAGUCUGUUACUCGAAAGUCAAACUGUUCCGAGACCAUGGUGCCGAGAGAAAACUCUCCAACGAUGUGGCACACGUCAAGAAAACGAUCGAGAAGCUCAAACAGCAAAUUGCCCAAGCGGAGGCCGGCCUCGGGCACGCGGGCAGGAGAAGAAGGAGUGGAUCGAUGGCAAAAGCUGGGACAUCUCGGCCCGGAAAAGUGGUCAAGCACAAGCGCACUUUCUCGGUGGAUUCAGAAGCCGAUGGCGGAAAGUUCUCUGCAGAGGAAGACCUACAAAUGAAGCUGGUGACUAUGCAAGAUAUGUUCUCGUCCACCAGGGCGGUCAGUGUGCUGUUCCUGCGCGGGGAUCCCGAGGAUGAUCCUGACUUGUAUCCUGUCAAACUGCCCGGGGAUGAUCCUGACAUGAAGGAGAUUGUGCGCACCAGCACCUGGGAGUCAAGACAAAGCGUGUCUGACUCACCUACAUCCAACGCCGGUUCUCCGAGUUCGAGUUCUGCACAAAACUCACCUAAGAGGCGGCACUCGGAAAUGCAGCCUCCAGCCAUUCAGGAGGAGGUUGAGAGCGACCACGACAAGGAGAAGAAGGAAAUUCUGGGCCACCCAGUCAAGAUUCCAACCACUGAGGCUGGCCCAGUAUUCAAGACCGAUCUUUUUGCUGUCGAUGUUGACAGCAAUUAUCGGCCCCCUGUUGAGAGACCCAUUCGACCAGUUGCUUGUUUCUACGUGCGGCAGAAGGAUUCGCUGAAAGAAUACUACCGCGCAGUCUACUUGAUGCAACGGACCGUCAAAGACUUGAUCAACGGCAUCUCGGCCAAGUUCCAGGUCGACCCACACCGCGUCAGUCAAGUUACGCAUAUCAAUUCUCGCGGACUGCAUAUUGUCGUCGACGAGGAUGUUGUGCGGGAACUGCCUGAAGGCCAGGAUAUGAUCGUUGAAUUUUCCCCUCUGCGAUCGGACCAACAGAUCAAGAAAGAGUCGAUUGGGUCCGCCGCGACAGAGGUGAUGGUGGAUGGUGAACCUGCACCAGCAGGAACCACAACCUCAGAUCCUCUGGAGAUGUGGCUGAAUUACUGAUGAUCGACUUUUUGAGCACCAUGAUACGACCCUGAAAUUGCAUGAGAUACCCCCGGUUUUUGUCAACUUGAUAUUUAAUUUCCUUGCGAACACGUCUAAUACAGAGAGAGGCGACUUGAGAAGCGAGGUUCGGCACGACCAAGAAGACGGAGGCCGGCAAUAACUAUUUGAUACCUCCUGGUGGCGCCGAGGCCAGAUUCCAUAUCGGCUCCUUUCCCGCCGUUUGUCGACGUGUGCUCACGAGCGGCUCCAAGAAGGGCGGAUGGGCUUCACUCCCUUUCACCAAUUUUGCAACGAUUUUUCUUUUUCUGGUCCCACUACAACACAUGCGGCAUUGCGUGAUGGGAUGAUAUACGGGUCCCUGUACGAGUCCGACCAUAUUUCUUUUCCUCUUUUGACGAGAUACAUGACCAUUCGAGAUACCCACUUGUCAGGACGGCUGUUUCUUAAAUAUCUGGCGGGAUGAUACCCAAAUAAACGGCUUUCGUCGUGGGAAUGCCACAACUUCCAAUGUAUCGACUAAAUUUCAUUUCCCUACAUACAUCCCAUUUUCUUCAGUUCUCUGGGGACGAAUUGUCCUGAGGGACACUGCGGCACGUUCGAGGUGGGUCGGGACAUGUCGCGAGAUGUGAACCCGGGGUGGCGAGUUGUUGGCGGGAGCCUGCAAACAAGGGAUGCAGUAGGCGGCCAUCGAGUUAGCUGACUUACAAACGACCUGGUUGAAGGGAGCCUGUGUUUGGUUGAUGUUCGAGAGCACGACAGCCAGCUAGGCGCGGCAGUUACCGGGUUUUCAGCAACGGUUGCUGGUGGAUUUGACUAUCAGGAAGUGCGUGCAUCGGACCAAUGAAGACAUUUACAAUGCGAGGAAGCAGAACUUCCUUUUUCAUUUCAUACUAGUACUAUCUGGUGCAUGUCCCUCCGGGGAAGUGGCACCACUGCCGUGGUAAAGUCCAACACGGUCCAUUGCAUACGAAUUCAAAUUCAUGGACUCAGCCA
Messenger RNA from Exophiala dermatitidis NIH/UT8656, 4083 nucleotides. RefSeq names its product transcription factor CP2 and like protein. The transcript is spliced from 5 exons. The record is from RefSeq and is a predicted model, not a curated record. Gene Ontology annotation, cellular component: nucleus. Gene Ontology annotation, biological process: regulation of transcription by RNA polymerase II. Gene Ontology annotation, molecular function: DNA-binding transcription activator activity, RNA polymerase II-specific; RNA polymerase II cis-regulatory region sequence-specific DNA binding. The coding region runs from base 721 to 3087 and encodes 788 amino acids. NCBI's taxonomy places the organism in Eukaryota, Fungi, Ascomycota, Eurotiomycetes, Chaetothyriales, Herpotrichiellaceae.